This is a messenger RNA of Saccostrea echinata, 2121 nucleotides long. RefSeq lists its product as uncharacterized. Gene Ontology annotation, biological process: chromatin remodeling. Gene Ontology annotation, cellular component: Ino80 complex; nucleus. The transcript has 8 exons. The coding region runs from base 50 to 715 and encodes 221 amino acids. The record is from RefSeq and is a predicted model, not a curated record. NCBI's taxonomy places the organism in Eukaryota, Metazoa, Mollusca, Bivalvia, Ostreida, Ostreidae.
UGGUGCUUAAUUUUCUGUUUUUAUAUAACAUAUUACAUGUGCUUUAAAAAUGAAUACAUAUCUUCCUUCCACUAAUGGGCAUGUUGCAGGGGAACACCAGAUUGAUUAUAAGCAGAAGUAUAAAACAUUAAAAAAGAAAUUAAAACUACUGGUAUAUGAACAAGAAUGUUUUUUGGAAGAAUUACGAAAGGCUCAAGGGAAGUUACUCAAGGUUUCUAGAGACAAAAGUUUUCUCUUAGAUCGCCUGUUACAGUAUGAAAAGGUAGAUGAUUCCUCUGGAGAUUCUGACGCAACAGCAUCAAGUGACAGUGAAGCAGAUGGCCACACUUCUGGGAAAAAGAGGAAGAUUUCCUUGAGUCCAGGUCAGGCCCAGUUACCUUUUGGAUCAGAAGCCUCUACUAUAUUUGGAAAUCUUAGUAUGGCUGCUCUCUUUCAAGCUGCUGGGUCCUCGAGUUCAGAACCUGUGAAGAAGCGCUCUAGACCCUCCACAAAGAAAUCAAAAGCAAAAUCAAAGAUGGAGAAAGCUGAGAGCCGUAUGACAAGAGAGGAGUUGGAGAGACAUUUAGAGUCACGACAAAAUUCGUUUAAAAUUGAGAAAGCCCCUGCCAUGUUACCCAUGGAGAUAUUCAGCAAUGAUAACUCUAAUCCUGAUAGUGAGACAGCUGACACAAACAAAGAAGACUAUGAUUCAGAUCUGGUGAUUGAUGCCAGCUGACAACAUUGACAGCUGGUGAUUUCUGAACACAGUGCUCCCUGUUAGAUAUGACAUGUUCCUACAUACAUGUAUGUGCCCAGGACUGGUUUAAGGACUUUCAGGAAACAUUAUUCAUACAUGUUGUUAAUAUCCAUUAGCAAUUACUGUAAAAGCAGAAGUAUUCGUUUGAGAAUGGAGAUUUCAUUUUGAGUAUUUUGUUGUUAACAAUUAAUGUAUGUGGGAAAAUUUUUGCUUCCCUUUUAUUUUCCCCCCAUUUCGCCAUACUCACAGGUGGGUGAAUUUAAAAUGGGGCGAAUUCAAAGAAUACAGUAUAAUGUCUUAAACAGAACUGUGACUGGGCAAAUUUAAAUGGGGCAAAAUUGUUUUCAAGUGUGAAAGGGCGAAAAUAACACGGAGCAAAACUCCCUGUAUACAGUAUCAACAAAAUUAAAUCCCACACAAAAUUUUUAUAUGACUAUAUAUUGAAUAGAGUCACUUUCAAAACAAAAAAAUUUAAUGCCCACAAAACCUUUUUAGAUGACAAAGAAAUUUUAUUCCCAGGAAAAUUUGUGCUUCUACAGUAUGUAUGCAGUGUGUGUCUAAAAGUGACAUGCGAGAUAUACAUGUACAUGUAUUUUUGCCUUGAUAUAAUAUUAAAGGUGAAUAAUUUUAGCUCUCAUGUACUUUUGCUACUCAAUAUUAUUACUUAAAAUUUACUGAAGAUUGUAAACAAAAAAUUAAAGAUAUUUUUUGUCACUGAGAGAUCUGUUUGUUAUAUUCAUUCUGGAACAUAAAUUAUACACUGAAGUUUGACGAAAUGAGUUACAUAAUAUGUCAACUACCAGUACACAUAUUUUAAAAUGUACUUAAAAUGGUUUUUGUCACAUCUUUGAAGAAUUGACAUGGAAUGAAAAUUCUAAGGCUUAUUUGUUGUGGACAUAUAUGCAUGUACAUUGUAUUGUUUACACACCUCUCCUGGGGUAUUAAAAGGCACAUUCUUUACCUCUAUGCUUUUUAUGCCAGUUACUGACAAAGAAACUACCAAUAUGUAUUGGUGCAUGUUAAUUAUCUUCACAUGUAACUUUACUGUUUGUGUGUCCAAAUGCCACAUAUACAGUAUGUUUUUAAUAUACAAUGUAGAUGUACAAAUCAGAUGGGUAGAUUUAGAUAACUAUGCAACAAGCUUGUACAAUAUACAAAAAUGUUUGAAAAAUUUAAAUUUAAAAUGCUUACAUUUUUCAUUGAUAGACAAACUGUAAAUUCUAUAGGUAUUUAUUCCUUCUUAAGUUUAUAUUGAGCCUAUGUGAAAGUUUUAAAAUAUGCAAGUAUAACAAUGUUCAACAAGCAAAGAAUUGCUGUUGCUAGGUUGUACAUUCUCCUAUAUUGAUAAAAACUUACUAGUAUAUAAUAAAGUGGUCAAAAUUUUA